Molecule: messenger RNA, 647 nt
Organism: Zychaea mexicana
Lineage: Eukaryota; Fungi; Mucoromycota; Mucoromycetes; Mucorales; Lichtheimiaceae
Product: tetratricopeptide repeat protein 36-like protein
Exons: 6
Coding region: 63-605 (180 amino acids)
Biological process (GO): cilium assembly
Molecular function (GO): protein binding
Source: RefSeq, a predicted model, not a curated record
UACACUUCUUUCCUCCUCUCUUCCUUUUCGUCUUUUGACUUUUCGUUUCUUUCUGACUAAACAUGAUUGCAUCCGACAACGCAGUACUAGAACUGAUCUUCAACCCAGAAUUACAAGGUCAAGGAUUUCCUCCGCCGGAUACCCAAGAUAAAGAUGCCUAUGCCAGCAGUAUCGAUCCUGAACUUCUUAAAGAGCUCAAACAGUUGGAGCACGAAGGCAUAGAACACGCAAACAACGGGAAGGUACAAGAUGCAUUAAACUCCUUGGAUGCAUGCAUAAGUCGGGAACCUGCAUACGCCGCAGCUUAUAACAAUCGUGCCCAAGUCCAUCGAUUGAUGAAAAACAACGAAGCUGCCAUGAAGGACCUGGAUAGUGCAAUUGAAAAGGCUAAUGAUCAAAACUGGAUUUUGAGACAGGCAUACACACAACGAGCUAUCCUGAAGAAACAGAUGGGUGACAAGGAUGGAUCACUGGACGAUUUCCAGCUGGGCGCCAAGCAUGGAAGUCCAAUUGCAAGAGAGAUUGUGGUUAGCGAAAACCCAUAUGCCAAGAUGUGCAAUCAAGCAGUGAUGGAGGUCAUGGGUCGUGAAUUCAACAUCCAAUAAAAAAAAUAUGUAUUUGAGAGACAACGAAUAUGAAAAGAGGAU